Messenger RNA from Aphanomyces invadans, 3662 nucleotides. RefSeq lists its product as hypothetical. Gene Ontology annotation, biological process: DNA topological change; resolution of meiotic recombination intermediates; sister chromatid segregation. Gene Ontology annotation, cellular component: nucleus. The record is from RefSeq and is a predicted model, not a curated record. The coding region runs from base 26 to 3631 and encodes 1201 amino acids. Gene Ontology annotation, molecular function: DNA binding; DNA topoisomerase type II (double strand cut, ATP-hydrolyzing) activity; ATP binding. The transcript has 5 exons. NCBI's taxonomy places the organism in Eukaryota, Oomycota, Saprolegniomycetes, Saprolegniales, Verrucalvaceae.
UUUCCACACCAGUAAGACCACAGCGAUGCUGCGGCUGCUGGCGCGGAGCAGCGCCGCCGGGCGACGACGUCUUGUUCGUGGAAUCGUAUGUCCGCACGAGGCAAACAUCCUUUGGAAGCAUCGCGCUGCAUUGCAGCCUCUGUCUUGUCGGCUGGUGCAUGCCACGGCACCAGUGUCACGAACAGAUGCGAUCGAGCUUGUCUACCAAAAGAAGUCGCCGCUCGAGCAUGUCCUGCUACGGCCAGGCAUGUACAUUGGAUCUGUGGAAUCGACAAAGGAAACGAUGUGGCUUUGGAACGACGAGGACAAGCGCAUGGUCCAGCGCAGCAACGUUGAAUACACCCCUGCUGUGUACAAGAUCUUUGACGAAAUCCUCGUCAACGCUGUCGACAACAAAGUGCGCGACGACACCAUGUCCCGCAUCGACGUGACGAUCCACCCUGGAUCGUCCUCGGAGCCGCCGCGAAUCUCGAUCUUCAACGACGGCAAAGGCAUCCCCGUGCAAUUCCACAAGCACGAGCAGGUGUACGUGCCAGAGCUAGUGCUGGGCCAUCUCCUCACGGGCUCCAACUUCAACGACUCGACGGCGCGACUCACGGGCGGCCGACACGGCUAUGGCGCCAAGCUAACCAACAUCUUCAGCACAGAAUUCACGGUUGAUACGGGCGACGCCCAGUCGGGUCUGCAGUACACGCAAACGUGGCGCCACAACAUGCGCGAGCGCGAGGACCCUGUCGUGGUGCCUUACAAGGGCCCCAACUACACCCGCAUCACGUUUGUUCCAGACCUGAAGCGGUUCCACCUCGAUACGUUGUCGAGUGACAUGCUCCAAGUUCUCCAUAAGCGAGUGGUCGACGUGGCCGGGUGUCUAUCCAAUGUGUCGGUGUCGCUGAAUGGCACCACCGUCCCCGUGUCCGGCUUUGAAGAGUACGUGCAAGCGUAUGGAUCGACCAGCUGCGCCGACGACGCACCCGACGGCAGCGCGCCAGACACGCUGUUCGCCAAAGUCAACCGACGGUGGGAAGUUGCUGUCAUGCCGUCCGAUUCGGGGUACUCCCACGUGAGCUUUGUCAACGGGAUGACAACGACCCGUGGUGGGACCCACGUCCAGAUCGUGCUGGACCAGCUCUGUCGCCGCAUCGCUGACACGAUAGCGGCGCGGCACCGCGACUUGCCGCCGCUGCAAUCGUCUCAAAUCAAACCGCACGUCCGAGUCUUUGUCAAAGCGCUGGUGGAAAAUCCCACGUUUGAUUCGCAAAUGAAGGAGUGCCUCACGUCAAAACCCGAAUUCUUUGGCUCGAACUGCGUUUUGACAGAGCGAUUUCUCAAGCAAGUGGCGACCUGUGGCAUUGUCGAGCGCGUCGUCGGCGCGCUCAAGACCAAACACCGCAACGCGCUGCUCAAGAAAGUUGCCAAAAAGUCCACGACGGUCCAAGUGCCCAAGCUCGAGGACGCCAACUGGGCGGGCACUGCCAAGUCGCCCAACUGCACGCUGAUUCUAACCGAAGGGGACUCGGCCAAGGCGCUCGCCGUGGCCGGGCUGAGUGUCGUCGGCCGCGACACCUACGGUGUUUUUCCCCUGCGCGGCAAGUUCCUCAAUGUCCGCGACGCCACUGACACGCAGCUGACCAAGAAUGCCGAGUUCAGCCACCUGUGCACGAUCUUAGGUCUCAAGCUCGGGCUUUCGUACGACACCCCUGCUGAGCGCGCGACAUUGAGGUACGGACACGUCAUGCUCAUGACGGACCAAGAUCACGACGGGAGCCACAUCAAAGGGCUCUUGCUCAACUUGUUUCACACGUUUUGGCCGGCACUGCUCGAGGCCAACUACGUAAGCGCGUUCUUGACACCGCUGCUCAAAGUCUAUCCGUCGUCAACGAAGAAGAAGGCGCCGAUUCCGUUUUUCAGCGUACCCGAGUACGACCAGUGGAAGGCGGCGAAUCCGACGAUCAAGCACAGCGUCAAGUACUACAAGGGGCUCGGCACGAGCACGUCAAAGGAAGGGAAGGAAUAUUUUCACGCAUUGCACAAUCACCGCGUCGAGUACACGUGGAUCGACGACGGCGACGGCGACGCGCUUGCCAUGGUGUUUAGCAAGGAUCGCGUGGCCGAUCGCAAGCAGUGGCUUCGCCAGUCCAACCCGGCGGACUUUGUGUUUGAACGGGUGGCCGAGAUGCGUCUGCGGCAAUUUGUCCAUGCCGAGUUGAUUCAGUACUCGCACGCGGACAACACCCGGUCCAUCCCGAGCGUGAUUGACGGCCUCAAGCCGUCGCAGCGCAAAGUGCUCUUUGCGUGCUUUCGCCGGCACCUGGUUGCAGAAAUGAAAGUCGCCCAGCUCGCGGGUUACUGCGCCGAGCACACGGCGUAUCACCACGGGGAAGCCUCCCUCCUAUCCACGAUCGUCAACAUGGCGCAGGACUUUGUCGGGUCCAACAACGUCCCGCUCCUCGUCCCGUCCGGACAGUUUGGGACGCGGCUCCAAGGCGGCAAGGACGCCGCAAGUCCGCGGUAUAUCUUUACGUAUUUGCAGCCGUAUACGCGACUGAUCUUUCCCGCGGCCGACGAGCCGCUCCUGGACUACGUCUACGACGACGGGGCGCCCGUCGAACCGGUGCACUAUGUUCCCAUCCUCCCCUUGUUGCUCGUGAAUGGCGCCGACGGCAUCGGGACAGGGUGGUCGACCAGUGUCCCAAGCCACCACCCGAUUCAAGUAAUUGACGCUCUGCUGGCGCGCCUGAGCGAUUCCACCGCACCCCCCCUCGCGUGCGACCCGUGGGUAAAAGGAUUUCGAGGGCACGUCAUGAAAAAGGACAACGGAUUUGUCACGGAAGGCGUCGUUGACGUCGUGCACGACACAAAGAAGGCAUGGACGCUUCGGAUCUCCGAACUCCCCGUCGGCAAGUGGACCGACGAUUACAAAGCGUUCUUGUGGGGGCUCGUCGCGGCCAAGCGAGUCAGCACCUUCACCGAGCACCACACGGACCGCACCGUGCACUUUGAAGUCGUUGUGCCGAAACCAGACAUGCCGAGUGACUCUGGCGCCGACGCGACGGACUGGACGAAGUGGUUCAAGCUCGAAGGAAACGUGAACACAACCAACAUGCACGCGUUCGACGCGGCCGGCGCGCUGCAAAAGUACGUGUCGAGCACCGACAUCGUCGACGCGUUUUUCCCCGUGCGCCUGGCAUUGUACGAGCGGCGAAAAGUCCAUCUCGUCGACAAAACCGCGCGCGAACUGCGGCGCCUCGACAACCGCGCGCGAUUCAUGCAAGCGAUGGUGUCUACAGAGAGUCCGCUGCGCGUGUUGUGGGGCGCGCGACCGUCGAAAGCCCAAGUGGUCGCGCUGCUGCGCGCCGAGGGAUUCGAUUCGAGUCAUGCGAUUUCGAACGACGGCGGCGCCGACUCCACCGACGAGUGCGACGACGGAUUCGACUAUUUGCUCAAGACGUCGUUCCUCCAGUUCACGGACGAAAACACAUCAAAGUUGUUGGGGGAAGUCGAAGCCAAACGAAUCGAGCUCGCCCGCCUCGAUGCGACUUCGGCUGUCGAGAUGUGGCGCGUCGAGCUAGAAGCCCUCAAGGCUGCGUUGCUCGCGGCGGACCCGCAGUACCAAUCCGCGGCGACGACAUAACUGUCCAUGAAAAACAAUAUCAUGGUGGUCA